AUGGACUUUCUCAAAUCCGCAGUUGCUUCUGCAAUCGCCAAAUCCAGCUCUUUCCCAGUCACCAUCGGAGAUCGUAUUGACUCCGGAGACUCCAUUUGGAUCCUGCACAAUGCGACCAAGAAGGACGACAACUCGCCGUGCUGUCUCUUCAACUUCGACAUCAACGCCAACAAAGCACUCUUGCCCUUAGCCAAAAACGCCGCCCGGAAACUGCGAACAAUACGGCACCCCGGCGUGAUACGAGUGAUCGAUGUGAUCGAAAAUGAGACGAACAUCUACAUGAUCACGGAGAAGAUUACCCCUUUGAGUUGGCAUAUCAAACGCAAGAGCUUGAGCGAGGAGACCAUAAAAUGGGGACUAUACAGCGUUUCUUCCACCCUCAAGUUUAUCAACAACGACGCCUCUUCGGUGCAUGGCGCAGUGCGCGUAUCCUCGAUCUUCAUAAGCGAGAGUGGGGAAUGGAAGUUGGGAGGGUUUGAAGCGCUGAGUUCUAUGAACGACGACGACGCGAUUAUAUAUAGGUAUGGGAGUUUGUUGCCAGAGUCGAACCGCUAUUCUCCGCCCGAAGUGGCCAACGGCGGCUGGUCCGCCAUCAAAAAGAAUCCGUUGGGAGCGCCAGACGCCUACGGACUCGGCACUCUCGUGCAUGAAGCAUUCAAUGGGGUCCUCAUGAGCACCGACAGCCUGGGACAGACAAAGAGCAUACCGGCCAACAUGGUCCAGAGCUAUCGGCGUCUAGUCAACGCAAACCCAAAACUGAGGUUGAAUGCUGGUCAAUUCGUCGAGCAGGGAAAGAAAGUUGGAGGAUUUUUUGAGACCCCCCUUAUCCAUAUCACCGAAGGAGCGGAAAGUCUAGGGCUGAAGAACGAGGAGGAACGAAAUGAGUUUCUGAAAGAACUCGACAGCCUCACAGACGACUUCCCCGAAGAUUUCUUCAAGAUGAAAAUCUUGCCCGAGCUGCUGAAAUCCGUUGAAUUUGGUGGUGGAGGACCCAGUGUCUUUGGGGCCAUCAUGAAAAUCGGGUUGAAAAUGUCUGACGAUGAAUUCGAGUCACGCCUUGGACCACUCAUUAUCCGUCUCUUCAAUAGUCCCGACCGGGCUAUGAGAGUUUGCCUAUUGGAUAAUCUACCACUAAUGAUCGAUCGAAUACCACAAAAGGAUGUGAACGGCAAAAUUUGGCCUGCCAUGACAACUGGCUUCACAGACACAGCCCCGGUCGUCAGGGAACAAACGGUAAAGGCCGUCCUCUCCGUGAUCCCCAAGUUGUCGGACAGAGUCAUCAACGGGGAGCUUCUUCGAUUCCUUGCCAAAACGGCAAAUGACGAGCAGCCUGGAAUUCGUACCAAUACUACGAUAUGCCUUGGGAAAAUUGCAAGAAACCUAGGCGUCGGUUCGCGGUCAAAAGUGCUGAUUGCAGCAUUCGGCCGUUCUCUGAGAGAUCCUUUUGUACAUGCCCGAAGUGCAGCGUUGAUGGCGCUCAACGCAACCAUUGAUGUUUUUAGCGAUGAUGAUUGUGCGACAAAAAUCUUGCCUGUCAUUUGUGUCAGCUUGGUCGACAAAGAAAAGAUAGUCCGUGAUCAAGCCACCAAAGCAGUCGAAUCUUACUUGGUUAGAGUCCGCAAAUAUGCAUCAACACUACCUGAAACAGCCCUUCCACCAGAGCCCGGCCCAGGAGCAGCUAAUUCCACCACCCCCGCGAGGAUGGGAAAUCAAAGCGAUACUAGUUGGGCUGGCUGGGCAAUUUCCUCGUUCACAAACAAAAUGGCCGGAGCCCGAGGCGAGAUGGCUCCGACAGCGACCGCAAACGGGGCACCACUGGCACAAACACAGUCAAUGCCUGCCUCCGGACAUACUAUACCGCUCAUCAAUGUUUCGCCUGAAAAAUCGACAACUGCCUCAUUAAGACCGCAUGCCUCACAACCAGCGAAACCCUCCACACAAGCUAUUGAACCUGAGGAGGCUUGGGAGGAAGAGGAUACGAUGGAUGCUUGGGGUACAAUGGAUGAUGAUGGAGACAACUUCUUUGACGCAUCUUCCACGCAACGCACAAACACAACCACACCUGAACCUGCUGCUGCUGCCUCCUUCGAUGACGGCGGCGAGCCAGACUUUGCUGGGUGGCUAGCUGCGCAGUCAAAAUCAAAAUCGCAGAAACCACUACCAAAGGGCUUGAGUAAGACGACCACCACAGCGUCAGCUUUGAACAUCCGUCCUGCCGGCCCAGGGAGAAGUGUGUCGGCGGGUGUUGGAACGGCUGGGGUUAGUGGGAAGAGACCUGUCAUUACAAGCACGAGGACUACAGUACCCAUAGCAGCCAAGAAAGAAAUCCAGAAAGACACGCCAAAGCCUAAAGCACCCGACAUCAAUGAUGAGGACUGGGGUGAGGCCUGGGACUGA
Molecule: messenger RNA, 2397 nt
Organism: Cladophialophora bantiana CBS 173.52
Lineage: Eukaryota; Fungi; Ascomycota; Eurotiomycetes; Chaetothyriales; Herpotrichiellaceae
Exons: 3
Coding region: 1-2397 (798 amino acids)
Biological process (GO): tRNA export from nucleus; protein phosphorylation
Cellular component (GO): cytoplasm
Molecular function (GO): ATP binding; protein kinase activity
Source: RefSeq, a predicted model, not a curated record